Molecule: messenger RNA, 793 nt
Organism: Ornithodoros turicata
Lineage: Eukaryota; Metazoa; Arthropoda; Arachnida; Ixodida; Argasidae
Product: cuticle protein 10.9-like
Exons: 3
Coding region: 87-488 (133 amino acids)
Cellular component (GO): chitin-based extracellular matrix
Molecular function (GO): structural constituent of chitin-based larval cuticle
Source: RefSeq, a predicted model, not a curated record
GACAACAGUUGCCACAGUCUCUACGUAGGCAUGGUAUAAAAGCAACGGUAUAUGCACUCGCUUCUAACGUUAACUCAACUGCAAACAUGAUCAAGAUCACCCUCGUCCUCCUUGUCUGCGUCUGCUUCGUGGCAGCGCAACGCUUCCCAUCGCAAGGCAGGCCGCCGGUCCAGGAGUCGUACCCACCCAUCCCGUACUCCUUCAGUUACACCUCGACUGACCAGGAAGGCACUCACACACGAGAAGAAUCGGGAGAUGGCGCGGGACGUGUGAAUGGAAAAUAUACUCUCCAAUUGGCCGACGGACGCGUACGUACCGUGACGUACGUCUCCGACGAACUGGGUCACCGACAACAGAUCGUUACGAACGAGCUCGGCACCGAGUCCCAGAACCCCGCAGACGUGAUCAUCCAGUCGUCGGCUCCAACGGGAGCCCAAGCCGCCUACGCCCACGAGCCUAGCCGACCAGGAGGAGGGUUCAGGGGCUAAGUGUUAUCACUGUAUUUAAUGCUGCUGGUUCGCGGUUCUUCUCGUUCAUGCUGUGUGUACAGAUUGCUGUUUACGGAAACCAUGCCAUUCACGUGUGAAGUGUGGUUCGUGAGUUUGGGGUCUUAGGCUGUAACACCAAACUUGGUGUCACGUUCACUCGGUAUCAUGAAGAUGUGUAGGAAAAUAAAUAUGCAUGCUUGCGGCGUACUAAGCCUGUUGUUGCGCUUUACGCUUGAGGGAAGAUUGCUCUUUGUCUCGGGUAGGCUUUGUAAACGUUGCUGAAGAAUAAAAAUGUCAUCACUUCA